AAAUUAAAAAAAAAAAAAAAAAAAAAAAAACAAUCUACCACAGGAGCUGUUCAUCACGCGGUUUUGUGUCUUCAUAAAAGGAAAACAACCAGCAUCGUGGAGGAGGAAGAGAGUGGGCGGCUGGUUCGAUGUUACCCUAAGGUGAUGGAGGGGCAGGUGGAGGUGGGGACCCAGACGGAGCCCGUGGUGGUCCUGUCUCUGGCUCAGGCCGCCGUGCUGGGCUUGAUAUCCCAGAAUGAGGUAUUUGGUGCCACCAUUGCUCCCAACGGCUUCUACACAGGAGAGGCCAGGGAGAGCACCCCGGUCCCCGGGGAGGAGGUGAAGUACGAGUAUGCCGACCAGCUGAUCGGCGCCAACGGAGACUACCUGGGCGACGCCAUGGAGGAGGAGGGGCAAGUGCCGCCCCACUGUGAGGAGAGGAGGCGGCCGGGACCCCCGGGAAAGGUCCGCAGGUCUAGGAGCGAAGGUGAGGUGAAAGAGCUCACAGACAGGGCUGCGCCGGCCACGGUGCUGCCCAGGGGGGAGGAAAGGACCCCUGCCCGCUCCCCCUGCAUCCACAUGCUCAACGGCCUCGCCCUGAGAGACCCCGGGGCGUACAGACUCGCCCUGAAACAGGAGCAGCCCUGCGGCGGCUGUCUGGACUGUGAGAAGGAGGGGCGGGGCCAGGAGACAAAUGCACGGGUGGGCCCACCUCCUGGGCAGGGGGGGCGGGGCGAGGGAGAGGAGCAGGAGGGGGAAGGGGCGGAGGGCGGGAGCAGCCCGCUGAAGCCCAGAGAGGCGGGAGACAGCCCCGAGAUGAGCCGCUACUUCGAGUCCAGCGAGGUGGGCUACGAGUCCGCAGAGAUGGGAGUGCCGGGCGACUUCGAGGAGAACGGGCAGAGCCUGAUGUGGGCGGAGCCAGCGGACGGCGGCGGCGAGGGCCAGCCGGGCCGGCGCGUGCAGAUCGACCGGCUGGACAUCAACGUGCAGAUCGACGAGUCGUACUGCGUGGACGUGGGGGAGGGGCUGCGGCGCUGGAAGUGCCGCAUGUGCGAGAAGUCCUACACCUCCAAAUACAACCUGGUCACCCACAUCCUGGGCCACAACGGCAUCAAGCCGCACGAGUGCCCGCACUGCGGCAAGCUCUUCAAGCAGCCCAGCCACCUGCAGACCCACCUGCUCACCCACCAGGGCACGCGGCCCCACAAGUGCACCGUCUGCAAGAAGGCCUUCACGCAGACCAGCCACCUGAAGCGGCACAUGCUGCAGCACACCGACGUCAAGCCCUACAGCUGCCGCUUCUGCCGCCGCGGCUUCGCCUACCCCAGCGAGCUGCGCGCCCACGAGACCAAGCACGAGAGCGGCCGCUGCCACGUCUGCCCGCAGUGCGGCAUGGAGCUGCCCAGCCUGGCCCACCUCAAGCGGCACCAGACCAGCCACCAGGGCCCCACCACCUACCAGUGCUCCGAGUGCAACAAGUCCUUCGCCUACCGCAGCCAGCUGCAGAACCACCUGAUGAAGCACCAGAACGUGCGGCCCUUCGUCUGCGCCGAGUGCGGCAUGGAGUUCGUCCAGAUCCACCACCUCAAGCAGCACGCUCUCACUCACAAGGUACUGACUCAGCAGGCCGUCACACACAAGGGGAUGAAAGAGUUCAAAUGUGACGUGUGCUCGCGGGAGUUCACCCUGUCGGCCAACCUGAAGCGGCACAUGCUGAUCCACGCCAGCGUGCGGCCCUACCAGUGCCACGUCUGCUUCAAAACCUUCGUCCAGAAGCAGACGCUCAAGACGCACAUGAUCGUACACCUGCCUGUCAAGCCCUUCAAGUGCAAGGUGUGCGGGAAGUCCUUCAACCGAAUGUACAACCUCCUGGGCCACAUGCACCUCCACGCCGGCAGCAAGCCCUUCAAGUGCCCCUACUGCUCCAGCAAGUUCAACCUGAAAGGAAACCUCAGCCGGCACAUGAAGGUCAAGCACGGCAUUGCAGACCUAUCAAUGGAUGGGCAAGAUAACCUGCCCGAAGCAGAAGGCCAGGAGGACUACGAGGAGGACAACUUUGACUACCCUGGGCGAGAGAACCUCGCCUCCAACAACGCACAGGACGUGGCGAAGCUGUCCGAGGAGGCUGUGCGGGACAUGGGCUACUACAGCUUCGGGAAGGAGGCACCACGGUACACUACACCGUGAACUACUCGCAGAUCGAAGCACAACCGCAUGAACAACCACACUGGGAGAGACUGCUGAAGGCACUGAGGGAGAUGUGUAGAUCUCAGAGUCACAGCUGAACUGUUCUAAAGGACAGUCCUUUGGGGGAAUAUAGACCUACGGGAGGCCAUUCUGAGUUUGUUUCGGGUUCUGAG
Molecule: messenger RNA, 2339 nt
Organism: Megalops cyprinoides (Indo-Pacific tarpon)
Lineage: Eukaryota; Metazoa; Chordata; Actinopteri; Elopiformes; Megalopidae
Product: zinc finger protein 710-like
Exons: 5
Biological process (GO): regulation of transcription by RNA polymerase II
Cellular component (GO): nucleus
Molecular function (GO): RNA polymerase II transcription regulatory region sequence-specific DNA binding; DNA-binding transcription factor activity, RNA polymerase II-specific
Source: RefSeq, a predicted model, not a curated record